Messenger RNA from Perca fluviatilis (European perch), 2417 nucleotides. Its product is annotated as syndecan-3-like. Lineage: Eukaryota; Metazoa; Chordata; Actinopteri; Perciformes; Percidae. Gene Ontology annotation, cellular component: membrane; cell surface. The transcript is spliced from 5 exons. The record is from RefSeq and is a predicted model, not a curated record. Bases 80 to 571 code for a protein of 163 amino acids. Gene Ontology annotation, biological process: cell migration.
AGAGGCUCGAGGUUCAAUCAGAACACCUGCGGAGGAGGAAGAAGAGGACAAAAUAAACUGACACCAACUCAACUGCAACAUGGGGAUAUCUGUAUCUUUUUUGUUUUUAGCUUUGGGAUUAAUACAUCCUAUCAAUAUGUCGUUUCCUGUCCUUCCUGAAGAUUUGGAGGGAUCAGGAUAUGACCUUGACAGUUCUGGCUCUGGGGAUUGGUCACAACAAGGUGAAAUGGAAAACAGUGAGUAUCACCCCAACAGCAAAGAUGUCAGAACGUUUACAGCAAACGCAGGAGGUGGAACCAAGAAUACGCUCCAUGCUUCUUCAGUCCUGAACUUUGACGGUGCACACAAAGACAGCGGAUUAGGAUUUGUUGUUGUGGCAAACAGCAAGCGUUUCUUGGAGAACAAAGAAAUCUUUGCUGCUGUUAUUGCAGGUGGCGUAACAGGAGUGGCACUUGCAGCUGCACUGGCAGCACUAUUAAUCUACAGAUGGCAGAAGAAAGAUAAUGGAGGAUACAUUCUGGGCCAGCAGAGGGUUUAUCACAGACCUGACAGGGAACAAGUUGUUGUUUAACUUAAAACUUUCAGAAUAAUGUUUGUGUUCGAAGGCAGUGAUUCUCAAUGUAGGGUCCAGGGACCCCCAGGGGUAUGUGGCACUCUGCCAGGGCGUCUUUGUAAAGUUUUCAAAUUCUUUCAUUUAAAUUAUCAUGAUAUUAGUCUGGAUCAACGACAGUUCAUUUACCGGAUAGUUUGCGGCGCUGCCGGUAGUUCCGCCGGAUGUCCCUCACCUUCUGCUUUCUUUGUGUUUACAUUCUAAACUCCGGUCACUUUGAGAGCAAAUUACGUUAAACCAUGUAGCUAGAUAAUUUAAACCGCUCACGUUACUGUAUUGUGUGAACAGUUAACUCAAUUUAAUAUUGUAUGUGGCGUUUUCUUUAGCGGGGUGCAAAAGUUUCGUCAAAACAAGUUCCUUCCCUGGAGUAUUUUGCAGAGCCUCCGUCGCUCCGUGUGGAGCCUAGCGCAGCCCAAGACCAUUGUGAUUGGUUUAAAGAAAUGCAAACAACCCCAACCGUUUUUUUCUCCUAUCCAGGAGUUUAUUUUUUUACAAAAGCCUUCAUAGUUCAACAAAUAUUAUUUGAAUUUUUAAAUCUAUAAUAAUAACUACUAUAAAAAUUACUUUUUAAUCAAACAAACCUGUAACUCUUAGAAUCUGCAAAUAUGUCAAAUAAUAAAUUUCCAUUUUGUUGUUCUUUUACAUAACUGAGACUAUAGAAGUGUAAAAAAUAUUCUACAUUGAAUCAGUCCAAGGGGACAUACACAUGGCGGUUUGGUCUCUAUCUAACGGGUCCUUGAGAAUUGAGAAGCUUCUGUUCUAAGGUGUUCUAGGGUUCUCGCACUUAAUGCAUAUGUUUUUGCAGUUCAUUUAUAAUUUAUUUACAGUAUAUUAUUGACAAAAUAUUAAGAAUUAUCUUUAUUUACUAUCUUUAACAACGAUUUGAUUUGAGAUUGCUUGAUUGUACACAGGGCCAUUGUAAGUAACACUGAGGAUACUACUCAGUUUAACUUUUUGUGGAAAGUGUAGUCAGCCGGUGCAUAUAAUCUUAUAUGACUUGUGUUUAUGGUUGAAAGAAGAUGGUCAAAGCUGCACUGUGUGAUUAAUUAAUUAUUAACCAUGUAUAAUACACUUUGCUAUGUUAUUGUUUUAAAGUGGCAGCUUUUUUCAAAACAUUUUUGUAGCAUUUAAGACCUAGAGUAACUUCCCCAGAAUGGUUUUAUACAGAAAAUGCUUGUCUUUUCAUGGAAGAUAUUUUGACAUGUAACAGUAGAAAAGCACAGAUGUAAAAAAUAAAAUAAAAAAUAAGAAUGAUGGCUGUUUCAUUCCAUUUAGCUGCCUUCGUUUCAUGGUGCUGGUAUUGUGCAUGCUGGCUCACUGUCACACUGUCACAUCUCACUGGGAAACUUGAAUAGAACAGAGCCAUUAUUAACCUCAUCAGUAACAGUGCUUUUCCUACUAUGACAAGUCAAAAUGUCUGCUAUGAACAUCUCCCCUUUGUUACAUACCAGGUGUAACAGGGCCUAUCAAAGCUGCAUGCAGGACUAAUGCAUUUUUCUAAAAUCCUGUCUACAGCUCUGGUUGUACCAAAAAUAAUUGAUCCAGUGUGACAAAAACCCUCAGUGUGAUCCCCCAUUACAGUCAGAGAAAUAGUCCAUGUGAUAUGAGAUAUGAAUGAAGAAUCUGGAGGAAACUCAUUUGAGGGUGUAUAUUAAAUGUAAAUAACAAUGAAUUAUAAAUUUAUGAAUUAUGAUCAGCUGCUACUAUAUAACAUAUUAUCUCGUCUACAUGUGCCGUGAAAUUAUAUUUUUACUAUUUGUAUAUUCCAUAAUUCUUAAUGAAUAAAAAAAAUUAGUUUUAUCCUCAA